ACCGCGGCGGCACACGGUUCGUAGGGGACGCUCCGCGGCCCGCGUGGAAUACCCGGCGUGCUCGAGCUCGCGUGCGUGUGUGAGUGAGUGCCUCGAUCAGUGACAGCCUUCCCCUGGAGAGCACAGCCCAUCGACGUGACAAAGCAGGAGGAAUCGUUGAGAGUGGUGCGCGGAAAGUGACGAGCGAGGCGCGCAAAUGGAUGUGGAUUUCGUUUUCGUCGGGUGUGACAAAGUGCCAUCUGCCGGGGCUGCCGGCGCCGGGCCCCGAUAGGCCGGUCUCUCCACCGCCGACCAUCGCAUGUGGAUAUAAAAGGACAAGCGGAUUCGCCGAGUCAUGGCGUCGCUGACGGGCCUUAACUGCCUGCUGCUGGCUGCCUCAGGACUCGUGCUGCUGCUGGGAGCGUCCUCUGGCGAGCAUCGAUGGAACCCGGAGCACAGGGCGCUGUGGGCGGCCAACGUGCAGGGCCGGGGCGGCCGGCCGGCCAGUCCAAGAGGCACGUGGCGUCCGGGUCGCCGGGGACGUCGCCGCGCCGCGCCUGGGUGCCGGGCUCCAAGAUGCCGCUGCACCACUACCCCUCGGACCGCCGGGAGGUGCUUCCGGGCGACCUGCCCGCCGACGACGCGCUGCAGUACCUGGAGGGCGCGGACACGGAGGUGAGCGUGCGCAGGGUGGCGGCGCCGGGCGGGGCCGCGCACCACGCGCAGCACCACCCACCAGGACAGCGGGGAGCUUCGCGGCGAGGAGGAGCGGCCCGCCGUAGGAAGGGAGAGACCCGCAAGACGCACACCAGGCACCACAAGCAGCACCAGCAGGUAAGCAGGCGACGAAAAAAAAGUCGACGGCGCGUGUUUGAACCAGGUACCUCCGCGUCGAAGACCGGUGCGCCAGUGCUCUCGGCUACAGCCGCUUCUCACCUGCACGCUCGGCUUGGCUGCGACCUGCCACCGCAAGUAAUUAAUACGCGUGUGAGAAUGUGUUCGAAAAAAUAAAACUUGCGGCCUCCGAGUGGCUGCUGCUGUCACCGCCAAUUUCUCCUCUUUACGAUGCUUUCCGCGCCGCCUCUCUCUCUCU
Messenger RNA from Thrips palmi, 1072 nucleotides. RefSeq lists its product as uncharacterized. Bases 335 to 658 code for a protein of 107 amino acids. Lineage: Eukaryota; Metazoa; Arthropoda; Insecta; Thysanoptera; Thripidae. The transcript is spliced from 4 exons. The record is from RefSeq and is a predicted model, not a curated record.